Molecule: messenger RNA, 2026 nt
Organism: Populus trichocarpa (black cottonwood)
Lineage: Eukaryota; Viridiplantae; Streptophyta; Magnoliopsida; Malpighiales; Salicaceae
Product: L-ascorbate oxidase
Exons: 5
Coding region: 55-1764 (569 amino acids)
Cellular component (GO): extracellular region
Molecular function (GO): copper ion binding; oxidoreductase activity
Source: RefSeq, a predicted model, not a curated record
AACACAGUUGGAUACUUGAGUGGUUAUCAGCUUUCAGAAUCCAAAAGCAUUGCCAUGAUGAAAUUCUUCGCUCUGUGUUUUUUCGUUAUAUCUUUGAUAAACAUACCAAUUGCCGAUGCUAGAAUUCGUCACUACAAAUGGGAGCUCAAGUAUGAGUACAAAUCCCCUGAUUGCUAUAAGAAGCUGGUCAUUACAAUCAAUGGAAGAACUCCUGGACCCACAAUCCUUGCAAAGCAGAAUGACACAGUUAUUGUUGAGGUCAAGAACAGUUUGUUAACUGAGAAUACAGCAAUUCAUUGGCACGGAAUUCGUCAGAUUGGAACACCUUGGUUUGAUGGAACAGAAGGAGUCACUCAGUGUCCAAUUCUGCCUGGAGACACUUUCGUAUACAAGUUUGUUGUUGACAGGCCUGGGACAUACUUAUAUCAUGCCCAUUAUGGAAUGCAAAGAGAAGCUGGGAUAUAUGGAUCGAUUCGGGUAGCGCUUCCCGAUGGAGAAUCCGAACCCUUUGCUUAUGAUUAUGAUCGGAGCAUCAUCCUUACUGAUUGGUAUCACAAGAGCACGUAUGAACAAGCUACAGGAUUGUCUUCAAUUCCCUUUCAGUGGGUUGGGGAGCCUCAGUCACUUCUGAUACAAGGAAAGGGAAGAUUUGACUGCUCCGCUGCCAAUCCUCCCCUGAAAGCUGAUGUCUGCAAUAAUACAAGUCCUGAAUGCUCUCUUUAUUCUACGACUGUAGUCCCUGGAAAAACAUAUCGGCUUAGGAUUAGUAGCUUGACUGCUUUAUCAGCUCUUAGUUUCCAGAUAGAGGGUCACAGCCUGACUGUUGUUGAAGCUGAUGGUCACUAUGUUGAGCCAUUUGUGGUAAAGAAUUUAUUCAUAUACUCCGGCGAGACAUACUCAGUUCUAGUGAAAACUGACCAAGACCCUUCAAGAAAUUAUUGGGCUACUACAAAUGUUGUUAGCAGAAAUGCCACUACUCCACCAGGCUUAGCCAUUUUCAACUACUAUCCAAACCAUCCCAGGAGAUCCCCUCCGACGAUUCCUCCUUCCGGGCCAAUGUGGAACGAUAUUGAGCCGCGGUUUAAUCAAAGUGUUGCCAUUAAGGCUCGCAAAGGCCACAUAUAUUCCCCUCCUGCAACCUCCGACAGGGUCAUAGUCUUCUUGAACACACAAAAUCGGGUAAAUGGUAAUGUCCGGUGGUCAGUUAAUAAUGUCUCUUUCAAUAUUCCUCAUACACCUUACUUAAUUGCGCUCAAGGAGAAUUUGCUUCAUACCUUCAGCCAAACCCCACCUCCUGAAGGUUAUGAUUUCAAAAAUUAUGACAUUUUUGCUAGACAAAAUAACACCAAUGCUACUACUAGUGAUGCCAUCUACAGGCUUCAGCUCAAUUCAACAGUGGAUAUUAUUUUGCAAAAUGCAAACACUAUGAAUCCCAACAAUAGUGAAACACAUCCAUGGCAUCUUCAUGGACAUGACUUUUGGGUCCUAGGCUAUGGAAAGGGCAAGUUCGAUCCUAUUAAUGAUCCAAAGAACUACAAUUUGGUCGAUCCAAUUAUGAAGAAUACGGUGCCGGUUCAUCCUCUCGGCUGGACAGCUUUGAGGUUUAAGGCUGACAAUCCUGGAGCUUGGGCAUUCCAUUGCCACAUUGAGUCACAUUUUUUUAUGGGCAUGGGAGUGGUAUUUGAAGAAGGUAUAGAGAGGGUUGGAAAAUUGCCCUCAUCUAUCAUGGGCUGUGGCGAAACCAAACACUUACUCAAGCCAUAGUUGUUCCUGCGGACACUAUUAUACUACAAAUCCUUAGGAGGACUCAAGAAAUUUAUUCGAAUGUUAUGGCUUAGAGACUGAAUUGGUUUUCUUUUGUUGUUCACGGACUCCAACAAAACAAAAAUUACAUUAUUCUUUGGUUGUACAUGAUUUUCUUGUCAUUUCUUUGUAAAUUAAAAGCUUUGUCAUUUUCUUGUUAAACUUUUUUUUUUUUGUAAUGGUUUGCCUUCAUAAUGAGAUAUAUUUGACUCUUCUCUUGACA